AUGUAUUUCGACACUCUUCCUAACGAGAUCCUGACGCACAUAUACCUGUCCCUACCGAACAUCGCCUCCGCCAUCAACCUAUCAGCAACCUGCCAUCGAUUGAACAGCGCAUACCAUUCAUCGAAGAGGCUGGUCAUCCUCCAAGAAGCAGCAGACGCCGAGCUCGGACCCAUCGAAGACAUCAUCCAGCUCCUGACCCACAACUCCUCCCAACCAGCGCACAUUCGACGAAGCGUACCCAUAUCAGAAGCCUUGAUCAAGCAGAUCGUCAAAGUCGGCCGCAUAGCCCAGCAGUACGAGGAGAUCUACCCCUUCAAGAAAUGGAAGACAGACUACGGCAACAGGCGUCUCUUGACAGUGCAAGAACGCUACAACCUCCGCCGCACCAUCUACCGCCUCUGGCUCUUCUCGCGAGCUUUCCACACCCCAGCCCACAUCCGCACCUGCCGCCGUAUGCCCGAAGUGAUGCGCGAGCGAGCCAUGCUUCUACAAAACUUCUCCUCGAACGAGCUCGCUGAGAUGCUGGACGUACACACCGUAAUGCGCGACUUGGUUGCCAACAACAUUUGUCCGUCCAACGGCAAGAUCAAGCAAAAGUUCAAUAAGCGCUUCCCAGAGAGCAAGCAUCAACUCCUCUUCAAUAUCAACAUGCACCUCAACUACCCCCCUGAACCAUCAGCACUCGCAACCGACUACUACAACUCCUCCUACGGCUCCACGCGCUACCAAUCGCGCCUAUCACCGACACGAUGGCAUGAGCCUGGAGCUGAGGGCUGGGGUGAUGAUAUUGCGCACUACUAUGUCAUUGAGGAUAUGAUGAAGCUGGAUCCGGAACAGAUGCUGUAUCUGAGGAACCACUGUACUUUGAAAGCGCAGGUGGAGGUGUAUAUUCGGGGACUUGGGGAGUGGUUUGGCAACAAUGGCGAGACUUUCACGGAGACGUUGGAAUUGGUGGUGAAGCAACGAGGUGGAGAUCUUGAGGAGCUGAAGGGGGCCAUUGAGGAUGGAGACGUUGGGGUUGCUGUACUGAUCUGA
This is a messenger RNA of Fulvia fulva, 1035 nucleotides long. RefSeq lists its product as uncharacterized. The transcript has a single exon. Bases 1 to 1035 code for a protein of 344 amino acids. Lineage: Eukaryota; Fungi; Ascomycota; Dothideomycetes; Mycosphaerellales; Mycosphaerellaceae. The record is from RefSeq and is a predicted model, not a curated record.